Molecule: messenger RNA, 3187 nt
Organism: Austrofundulus limnaeus
Lineage: Eukaryota; Metazoa; Chordata; Actinopteri; Cyprinodontiformes; Rivulidae
Product: SMU1 DNA replication regulator and spliceosomal factor
Exons: 12
Coding region: 181-1716 (511 amino acids)
Biological process (GO): mRNA splicing, via spliceosome
Molecular function (GO): protein binding
Source: RefSeq, a predicted model, not a curated record
ACAAAGGGUUUGGGGGUGGGAGAGAAAAAAAUAAAUAAAUAUGUGAGAUGCAAAAGAAGGCACGUGCGGUGGGUGGUCUCUGGCACGCGGAUUUCACGUGGCUCUGUAGCCAAGCCUCCACACCGUCAUCAUCAUCAGUCCGGUGCGGCAGCAGCAGCAGGAGACCACAUCCCGACCAUCAUGGCUGUGGAGCUGGAGCCUGCAGACGUGCUGCGUCUGAUAAUGCAGUACUUGAAGGAGAAUAACCUGUACCGCACGCUGAGCACCUUACAGGAGGAAACCACCGUCACCCUCAACACGGUGGAGAGCAUCGAAAGCUUUAUGGAAGACAUAAACAGAGGCCACUGGGACUCGGUUCUGAUGGCCAUCGAGUCCCUCAAGCUGCCUGACAACACGCUCAUCGACCUCUACGAGCAGGUUGUGAUGGAGCUGAUAGAGAUGAGGGAGGCGGGAGCCGCUCGUUCUCUCCUCAGACAAACCGACCCGAUGAUUAUGCUGAAGCAGACCCAGCCAGACAGAUACACCCACUUGGAGAAUUUGCUGACGUGCUCUUACUUUGACCCUCGUGAGGCGUACCCGAAAGGCAGCAGCAAAGAGAAGCGGCGCAGAGCGAUCGCAGAGGCUUUGGUGAGGGAGGUCAGCGUGGUGCCGCCUUCUCGCCUCGUUGGGCUCCUGGAAACAGUCAGUAACGUGAGACGGCAGCAGCAUCCACGCUAUCUCUCCCCUGACACAACCAUCAACACGUCCUGCAGCAAGGAGCAAAAACAGGAGAAAGAAGCCUUUCCAACGCAGCUGUACCGCCACAUAAAGUUUGGACAGAGGUCACAUGUGGAGUGUGCCCGUUUCUCGCCUGACGGAAAGUAUUUAAUCACCGGAUCAGUGGACGGCUUCAUAGAGGUCUGGAACUUCAACAGUGGAAAAAUUAGCAAGGAUGUGAAGUACCAGGCCCAGGACAGCUUCAUGAUGAUGGAUGAUGCUGUGCUCUGUAUGUGCUUCAGUCAUGACUCAGAGCUGCUGGCAACAGGAGCUCAGAACGGCAAAAUAAAGGUGUGGAAGAUCCAAAGCGGCCUGUGCGUGCGCAGGUUCGAGCACGCUCACAACAAAGGCGUGACGUGUCUGAGUUUUUCCACGGACAGCAACCAGAUCCUCAGUGCCUCUUUUGACCAAACCAUCAGAAUCCAUGAGCUGAGGUCAGGGAAGAUGCUAAAGGAGUUAAAGGGCCAUUCAUCGUUUGUAAAUGAUGCUUCUUUAACUCGUGAUGGUUCUCACGUCAUCAGCGCAUCCUCUGAUGGAGCUGUGAAGAUCUGGAACAUGAAAUCUUGCGAGUGCGUUCAMACUUUCAAGUGUCCGUCACCGGCGUCGGACGUGCCGGUCAACAACGUGAUUCCUCUUCCCCAAAACCCCGAGCAGUUCUUGGUUUGUAACCAGACCAACACAGUGGUCAUCGUGAGCAUGCGUGGUCAGACUGUGAAGACGUUCUGUUCGGAGCGAGCAGGAGCAGCAGGCUUUGUGUGCUGCACCCUGUCGCCCCGCGGGGAGUGGAUCUACUGUGUGGGAGAAGACUGUGUGCUCUACUGCUUCAACUGCACAUCAGGAAGACUGGAGAAAACUCUGACUGUUCACGAGAGAGACGUAAUUGGCAUCGCUCACCACCCGCAUGAGAACCUGAUUGCCACAUACAGUGAGGACGGCCUACUGAGGCUUUGGAAACCAUGAACUAYGACCAGCAUGCUCAUCUGUGUGCAGUUUCAUUUGUGCAUAAAGUUUUGGUCAUGCACCAGUCUUUACCAGUAGACAGACAGGUGUUUGGAAGUUGUAGGGCCACAGAGUAAAAAAAAAAAAAAAACAUGAUUUUUUUCUAGAGUUCUGGAAUUAAUCUCAGAAUACUGAGAGAAAAAAAGUCAGAACUCAGUAAAUUUAUUUUUUAUUGCUUUAUUUUUUGCUCUGUGGCCCUAAUCCUCUUCUGUAAAGUUGUCAUCAGGAGCUUAAAAGUUMUUUUUGUUGCCUGAGCUGAUUCUUAGAGCUGACUAUAACUCACAUCGCCACAGAAACCUUUGAACGUCAUAACAGGGCAGAAAAUCCAUCUGUAAGAUGUGUGUUUGCCACCACUGYUUCUUAAAGAAUUAACACAGCAAUUCAUUUGUAGUCGAUGGCAUUAAUUUGGCUAAUGGAUGACAACAAAUACACUGCAAAAAAUGUAAUAUCUCCAAUGAAAGUUAGGGUUAAUCCAUAUUUUAUACUGCAUUUAUUCCAAAACAUUGUUGUACCUGUCCUCGUGUACAAAGUGCUCGAGCUGUUUUAUUUUUCAAAUAUGAAUUUAUUUUCCAAAAGCCUUUAACUCUGUCAGUUCCUCCACUCUGCACAUAAACUCUUCCUCUUGAGCUUUUUGAUUCAUCGCUUCUGUCUUUAGCCGUCACAAAGUGCAUGAUGGUGAACUGUCGUCAGAAACUUUUCUGUUACUGCCUCAUGUUUGRACAAACACAAACAGUAUCAAACCCUAACCAGCUUUUUUUUUGUUGUUGAUUUAUUGAAUCUGGUUUGUUCCCUGCAUGCUACCUCAGCUCACUGCCUAAACAUGGCUCUGCAAUAAUUUCUGUCUUUUGAUAUAUGCAUGGUCGUAAAUGGUGGACCUCUAAUGAACUUCCAGUGACACAUUCUGUAUCCAGUGUGCAAACUGUAGCUGUGUUUAAUUGUACUUGGUAUUCGGCCAGUAUUACUUGCACUAUAUAUGUAUCUGUUAUACACCAAUGUCAAGUCAUUGCACUCUAUUUUUAAUACUUAUUGCAUUAUGUAAACCACUGAAAAAAGAAUUAUCAAUAAAUUAAAAAACUCCAGUGAUUCAGUGCCUUGUACUCUAGUUUAAAAUAGCAAUCUAAAGCUGAAAAGAUAACUAGAAGCUAAAAGUAGCUUGAAUUAAGCUGUUUUGUGUUGUUAAAAUUUGAAAAUACUUUAGGACAGAGAAAAYGUCUUUUUAGGGUAGACUAUAAAAUAUUGUCUCUGUAUAUUUAUUCAUGUCAGGAGGGAGURUUUCAAAUAUCAGAACAAAAGGAAAACAGGAAAAAAUGUAAUCAUUUUCAGACAGACCUGCAAGCCUCUUUUUGAGUUUCGUUUAUUUUGUUUGUAACCUCUCAAGAGGAAAUAUAUAACAAAUUGGUGUAAACAAAUAUGCCAAAAAAAAAAAAAAAAA